UGCUGGGAAAUCCAGAGAAAUCAUCGCCAUUUUGGUAUAGUACUUAGACAAGUGGAGGAGUAAAAGUGACGGCCAGGGGCGACAGUGAAAUAAGUAGGACAGACCAGCGGUACAAUCCCUGGCCAGUGGUGUGUUUUGGGCAGACACCACUUAUCCACUGGAAGAACAUUUUGUUUUUCUCCCACCUCCCACUCUUUCUCUCUUUCCCCCGUUUGCUAUUCAUUUAUUAACCUCCAUCACUUUUGUCCACUCACUUGUCUUGGAAGACACACAGCUCUGUAAUUACACACACAUACAUAUAUAUAUAUAUGUGUGUUUGUAUAUCUAUCUAUUUACCUACCUACCUAUCUGUCUGUCUGUCUGUCUGUCAAAUUUUCAAAGAAUCCAACGGAGAAAUUGAAGACGGAUAAUUAAUUAAUUAUGGAGGAUUAUUCAUCCGUGGAGCAAAACAAACGUAAACCUGAAUACGGUUUAUCGUUAAGAAACAAUAAGAAAAACAUAGUUUAGCGCUUGAAAGAGUUAAAAAACCCACAAAAACCAAACCAAACAUUUAUACCGAGUCAAGCGAUAGUUUGAAAGGGAGAAAGAGAAGAAAAAAUUAAGGGAACGAGAGAUAGAGAGAGAACCAAACAACAAACCCCUUUUCAAUAGCUGAACUGUCCAGGGGUGGACUUGUUUGUUGUAUUUUGGUUUUGUAUUUGUAUUUGUAUAUUUGUUCCUUUAUGGAUUUACUUUAAGAGUUGACUUUUUUUAUUUUGAAAUCGCGGUAUUCAUCAUCUGAAAACACCGCACCGCCUCCUCUGAUAUAUUUAAGAACAAACAUCAAAAAGCAAAAAGCAACACUCCACAACCACUGCCGCCGCCACUACAACAGUAACACAAGAACAACAACAACAACAUGCUUUCUCGUUCCUUCGUAUUGGGAUUUAUUAUAUGACUCACGAAACAGGAUUUAAAAGGAGAAAAACCAAAACCAAAACAAAAAGAAAAACAAAAAAUCAAAACAAAACAAAAGCAGAACCCGACAAAGAUCUGUCAUAAUCUGAAACCAUCUGCUUUAUAAGAGGCGGAUUUAUAUUCACUUGUAAUAUAAACAUAUACACACACACACACACAUAUAUAUAUAUAUAUAUAUAUAUAUAUAUACAUAUACAUUCAUAUAUAUAUGUAUAUAUAUACACAUACCCACAUAUGUAUAUGUGAAUAUCUGUAUUUCUACUGAACACCAUUUCCCACCGUUAUACGAUUCCACACGUCUCAGUUGCAUAAAUACAUACAUACAUACACACACAUACACAUAUAUACAUAUAUAUAUAUAUAUAUACACAUAUACAUAUAUACCACUAUCUACACACUCCCACACAGUUGUAUGUACUUAACUGUAUACGAACAGCAUCACUUUAAUUCUCAUCCCCCACUGGAGGAUGUCUGGUUAUUUUAGCUGAAAGUCUUGUGCAGGCUGCUGUGAUAGAAUUCCAAACACUGCACCUGCUCUAAUUUAUCUUGUUUUUUUUUGUGGUGAGUCUGUGAGUGAUUUCUCUCUCUCUCCCGACCCUCGAAUUUUGUGAUCAUUUAGGAAUAAUAAAGGAACCAACCAAACAAUAAACCAACAGACAUGGCUAGUGCCAAAAGGAAGCACCUUAAAAUGAAAACUGUCCAACAAAAAGUGAAGCUGUUCAGAGCUAAUGAACCUCUCCUCAGUGUCUUUAUGUGGGGCAUUAACCACACCAUCAAUGAACUGAGCCAUAUACCUGUGCCAGUCAUGUUAAUGCCUGAUGAUUUUAAGGCAUUUACCAAAGUGAGGAAGGAUAACCAUCUGUACAAUAACACUUUGGCAUGUAAUACAAUAUUCUGGGAGAAUAUGCCAAGCCAUUUUAAAGUCAAAGAAUACUGCCCUAUGGUAUUUCGGAACCUUCGAGAACGUUUUGGUGUGGAUGACAUUGAUUAUAUGAAUUCCUUGACAAAGCAGCCUGUUGAGAUGGAUUCACCUGGUCGUAGUGGUGCCCGCAUGCUAUUGUCACAAGAUAAGAAAUAUUUUAUCAAGACAUUGGUCAGCGAAGAAGUUGAACAGAUGCAUCAUAUUUUGAAACAGUAUCACUCAUAUAUUGUUGAAAGACACGCACAGACGUUGUUACCGCAAUAUCUAGGAAUGUAUCGGAUUACUGUCAAUGAUGUGGAGACUUAUCUUGUUGUUUUAAGGAAUGUCUUCAGUCCCAGGUUGACCAUCCAUAAAAAGUAUGAUCUCAAGGGAUCUACUGUUGAUCGGCAAGCAAGUGAUAAAGAGAAGGCAAAAGACCUCCCAACCUUGAAAGAUAAUGACUUUGUCAAUGAUGGUGUCAUCAUACAUAUUGGAGCUGCAGAAAAAGAUAUCUUUAUGAAGAAGUUGAAUGCUGAUACUGAAUUUCUUGCCGGUUUACACUUGAUGGAUUAUAGUUUAAUUGUUGGUAUUCAUGACUGUGAGAAAGCUGAACAGGAAGCAUUUGAAGCUCAGCUAGAGGCUGAAGCAGAGGCAGAGAACGGAGAAAAUGCUGACGGUGAAGCUGAUGAUGGACUUCUAGAAGAGGAAGAAAUUAAUGAUGUGAUGGGAAGUGUACCUACUCCACCCGAUAGCCCCCAAACAUUCGUUGGACAACCAUUCACCGGAGAGGUUGAUCCCAAAAUUGAGAUUUUUGGUAUAAAAAGCGGGAAAGAAGACAAACAAAUCAUUUAUUUCUUGGCUAUGAUAGACAUCCUUACGAAGUACGGCAUGAAGAAACGGACUGCUCAGGCUGCAAAGACUGUAAAACACGGUUCUGGUGCCGAGAUCUCAACAGUGCGCCCUGAUCAGUAUGCCAAGAGGUUCUUGGAAUUCAUUGAGCGUUCAAUUGAGUAGUGGUGGGGAAAUACAUAAAAAGAGAGAAAAAAAAAAAGCAAAAAAAAAAAAGGAGAUGGUGGGUGACUGGAGGGAGAGGGACUUGGACCAUUACCAUCCCUCCCUUCCUCUUGUUUUUAUUUGUCUGUCUAUCUCUGUCUGUUUGUCUGUCUGUCUCUGUGGUUCUGCAAAAGAUACACACAAACAAAACUACAUCGGACUAUAACAAUCUAUGUGUUACUGGAUGGUGGGUAGAGGGGUGUCCAAUAGAAGCAACUUUUUUUUUUCCAAGUUUUUAUUUUGUUAUUUCUUCCUCCAUCCAAACUUUUUUUCACAAAUGACACACACACACACACACACCACACACACACACACACAUCUAUAUAUCUACACACAGACAUAUAUACCAAUUCACACAUACACUGACUUGUAACUUUAAUUACCACCGCGCUCUCUCUCUCUCUUGCUCUCUUCUUAUAUACAUGUAUGCAUAUAUAUGUAUAUAUAUGUAUCCAUAUUUAAAAUGUUUUUUUUCUCUUUUCAAUUUAUGAGCCCCCCCCACUCUUUUGUCUCAUCACUGCUACUGCUGCAAAAAAAUUAAAUAAAAAAGAAAAUUAGGCAAAAAAAGAAACGAAAAAUAUAAAGAAAAAAACUGACACCCACUCCCUCUUUUAAGAAAGAAAGAAAAAGAAAACAAAGAAAAUGAUGAUUUUUUUCGUUUGUUUUUGUUGUUCCUUCUUUGGAUUUUGAUAAUGGCUGCUGAUGCCGAUAUUUACAAAACAUUCACACUGUUGUUGGGCUGUGGUUGUGGCUACCUGUGUCUUUGUUUCUCAUGUUUGUCUGUCUUGUAGAUUUGGGUGUCCAUCUGGUUGUAUUAACAACAGGUUUAGUUUUUCUAUUUUCCCCCCACCCUCGACUAUAUUCUAAGCAGUCAGUUUAAUUAACAGUAAAACAACACAAAAAACGCAUUCAUUGACCCAGUGAUGGGAGCAGCUACACUUCUGUUGUGUUGU
Molecule: messenger RNA, 3864 nt
Organism: Octopus sinensis (East Asian common octopus)
Lineage: Eukaryota; Metazoa; Mollusca; Cephalopoda; Octopoda; Octopodidae
Product: phosphatidylinositol 5-phosphate 4-kinase type-2 alpha
Exons: 10
Coding region: 1616-2872 (418 amino acids)
Biological process (GO): phosphatidylinositol metabolic process
Molecular function (GO): phosphatidylinositol kinase activity
Source: RefSeq, a predicted model, not a curated record